Molecule: messenger RNA, 885 nt
Organism: Ascochyta rabiei
Lineage: Eukaryota; Fungi; Ascomycota; Dothideomycetes; Pleosporales; Didymellaceae
Exons: 2
Coding region: 1-885 (294 amino acids)
Cellular component (GO): cytoskeleton
Molecular function (GO): actin filament binding
Source: RefSeq, a predicted model, not a curated record
AUGUCGCCUCCAUCAGCAAUCGAGCCCCAGCAUGGCAGCGAAACGAAGCCGAGCAAUGCUGCUCCUCUCGAGCCAGGUCUGAACGAAAAGGAAUCUAAGAUGAAGGCCAUUCAGAUCCCCAGCCCACCCAAGUUCGACGAUCCAUACAAGGAGCGAGCCUACCUCAAGGGGAGACUGGCUGCUGCCUUCCGUAUUUUCGGCAAGUAUGGAUAUGACGAGGGCGUUGCUGGACACAUUACCCUGCGUGACCCAGUCAACCCUACGACAUUUUGGGUGAACCCCUUUGGUGUCGCCUUCAGCUUGAUCAAAGCAUCCGACCUAAUCCUUGUAAACCACGAAGGUGAGGUUAUCGAUGGUGGUCCAUGCCGAUUGCUUAAUUCGGCGGCGUAUAUGAUCCAUGCAGCGAUCCAUGCGGCACGCCCUGAUGUCCUCGCAGCAGCCCAUAGCCAUUCGAUCUAUGGUCGUGCCUUCUGCUCGCUCGGCCGUAAACUCGACACCAUCACACAGGACUCGUGUGCGUUUCACAACGACCACGUACUGUACGAGAGCUUCAAUGGUAUUGUGCUGGCUGAAGAGGAGGGCAAGAACAUUGCGCGGGCGCUCGGCGACAAAAAGGCAGCAUUGUUGAUCAACCACGGCCUGUUGACGGUUGGGAAGUCGGUUGAGGAGGCGGUCUUCUGGUUCGUAUCGCUGGACAAGUGCUGCCAGGCGCAGAUGCUGGCAGACGCUGCGGCGGGUGGGCGAGGUGGAGAGACGGUCAAGAUUGGCGAGGAAGAGGCCGUCUUCACAUACAAGAGUGUGGGCUCGCCGCGCGCUGGCUGGUUCAGUGCGAAGCCGCUGUUCGACGUGAUCCACAAAGAGACAGGCGGAGAUUAUCUUGAAUGA